GAUUGAAAAGAGUGUAAUUAAUUACAUAAGUAUAAGAAACAUUUAAUUAGAUGAGCAUGAUUUGUUUUGUUAAUAAAGGUAGUUGAUUGUUGUAUUAAUUAUUUGGGAGAAGGAGGUAAAUAUGGGUGGGUACAUGGUUUUAGCAUGAUGAUUUCCAUUGGUGUGACUGAGGAACUCAAGACUGGGAAUGGAAAGAGAUGAACUUUACUCCUUACAAAAGAGUACUCAUCCAAUUCCACAGUCUAGCCACGUGCAGCUAAACUGCGUUCCACCCCACUCCGCACGUGGCAGCAUUCCAUAACCGAUGCUCUAAAUCAUUCACCUACUCCGCUCUCCACACAAUCCUCAGUUCCAUUCUCCUCCUUUCCCUCCCCCUCAACACACAAAUCUCACUCUCAAAUCAAACACAACACCCUAACCAUCAAAUCAAAACAUACACAUACAUUACACACCACAAACUCUCAACUACAUUCAUUUUUCACUUCUUCACUCCAUCACUCUCCACUUCAAUUUCAUGCCAAAUCAAAACCAUGUCUGACCCUUCCACCACCCCAUUGCCACAUCCACCACUCUUGCCUGACCCCCACCGCCAGCCCCUCCACCACCACCACCACCACCCCGUGCCACUCAUCCAGGGCGCCGCUGCCGCUGCACCACCCUCCUCCUCCUCUUCCCUCGCUCGAGAAUACCGCAAGGGCAACUGGACCAUCCAAGAGACCCUCAUCCUCAUAACUGCCAAGAAGCUAGACGACGAACGUAGGCUCAAAACCCCACACGACCCUACCAGGCCUGCAUGUAGCUCCACCGCCUCCUCCUCCGCCAGAACAAGCGGUGAGCUACGCUGGAAAUGGGUCGAAAACUAUUGCUGGAGCCAUGGGUGCUUGAGAAGCCAGAACCAAUGCAAUGACAAAUGGGACAACCUCCUCCGCGAUUACAAAAAGGUCCGCGACUACGAGUCCAAAUCACAACAACACUCUCACGAAAUCAAACACUUCCCUUCUUAUUGGACUCUAAACAAACAACAACGUAAGGAACAAAACCUCCCCUCCAACAUGGUCUACGAAAUCUACCACGCCAUCACCGAAGUCCUUCAAAGGAAACAAACACAACCACAACCACAAUCACAAACCCAAAGACAACCACAACCGCAACCGCAGCCUCCGCUUGCAUUAAUUACAGACUCAUCACCUCCACCUCUUCCACCACCUCCCCCACCACCGGUUAGUUCAACCCCUCCGGCGGUUUCAGAGAGGUCGGAAUCAUCAGGCACGGAACACAGUGAAGAUGACGCCAAUGAUGGGUCCGAAUCAAAACGUAGAAAAGUUAAAAAUCUUGGCUCAAGCAUAAUGCGAAGUGCAUCCGUGUUAGCACGAGCUCUCAGGAGUUGUGAAGAAAAGAAGGAAAAGCGACACCGUGAACUGAUCGAGCUAGAGCAAAGACGUCUUCAGAUGGAGGAAGCUCGCAAUGAAGUUCACCGGCAAGGCAUCGCCACCCUUGUUGCAGCCGUCACCAACCUUUCCGGUGCUAUUCAGUCACUCAUUAAUUCUGAACACCACGGCCAAAGAUAAUUAAUUAAUUAAUUAAUUAAUUAUAAUAUGCAAAAUAUAAAAUAAUAUAUGCUUCUUUGCUUAGUUGUUUAUUAUUAUUAGUGGUAGUAUGUGAUUUAUUGAAAAUGGUAUAAUAUUUAUCGGUCAUUCUUUUCUCUCUUAAAAUUCAAUUGUUGUGGUAUAGUUUUGAGGAGGUUUGGGUAUGAAUUAUAUAUGAAGGAUGCUCCAAUUCUUUAAUGACCCUUAACAUUGGGACAGAGAUGAUAUGGUUAUGUAUAUAUAAUUGAAUUGAAUUGAAUUGAAAUUAAUUAUGGUGUGAGAUUUGUUUGUUUGUCUAGUUAUAGAAAUCCGUAUGUGGUUGAAAAGAAAAAUAGAGUGAAAUGAGCAUUAUGGGAAUGGAAGGUAAGAGGGAGAGAGGGGUUGGUGACAAGUGUGGCAGAAGGCAUGGCAGAGAGUGGUAAUCCAUUAUAUUGAGAAUGCAAUAGAAUUCUACUACUUUCACUAGGGACAGUCAAAGGGUCUGAGUCAAUUUCUUUUGACCACAUAGGACAGGAACCCCACCACUUGGGCAUGUGUACCCUACACUUCUCUUCCACACUCUCACUCUUCCUCCUCUCAUAUACGCCAAAAUCAUGAUAGACUCUCCUCAAUGAUACACUGAACUUCCCAAAAUACCCCUCCUCGUCCCAUCUCUCUCUUCCUGCCUAGUACAGUCUACAGUCUGCCUUUCCAGCCAGCAUCUUUAACUCACCAAUCCUAUUACUUUAUCACCCACGACCGACCGACUCUUUUACAACAUAACAAACACCUCUAAUCUUAUUUUUACCAUUUCUUCUACAUCUCCCAAAUACACUAAACAAUCAUACAUUUCUUCAAAACACACCUUCCUUGCAAGUUUCAAGAGGAUCACUGGAUUCACUUCACUUUUAACAGGGUUUCCUUAUGCUAUACAUAC
Messenger RNA from Vigna radiata var. radiata (mung bean), 2502 nucleotides. RefSeq names its product trihelix transcription factor ASR3-like. The coding region runs from base 531 to 1568 and encodes 345 amino acids. Lineage: Eukaryota; Viridiplantae; Streptophyta; Magnoliopsida; Fabales; Fabaceae. The transcript is spliced from 2 exons. The record is from RefSeq and is a predicted model, not a curated record.